This is a messenger RNA of Astyanax mexicanus (Mexican tetra), 536 nucleotides long. RefSeq names its product cytochrome c oxidase subunit 5B, mitochondrial. The transcript is spliced from 4 exons. NCBI's taxonomy places the organism in Eukaryota, Metazoa, Chordata, Actinopteri, Characiformes, Acestrorhamphidae. The record is from RefSeq and is a predicted model, not a curated record. The coding region runs from base 82 to 465 and encodes 127 amino acids. Gene Ontology annotation, biological process: mitochondrial electron transport, cytochrome c to oxygen. Gene Ontology annotation, cellular component: mitochondrial envelope.
GCUGACUGUCGGGUCACAAUAACACCAGUUACACCAGUAGCACCAGUAACACAAACAGCUCCUGCAGUGAGAGUGAUAGAGAUGGCCAGUAGGAUCCUGCUGCGCGCGUGCAGACUGGCCGCGGUCACGAGCCGCCCCGCGCUGCUGAGAGUAGCCCCGCGCGCGCUCGCGAGCGGAGGAGGAAUUCCAACAGAUGAGGAGCAGGCGGCGGGGCUGGAGAGGCGUAUCCUGCAGGCCAUGAAAAAGGGCAAAGACCCCUACAGCAUAUUUAGGCCAAAGGAGUAUGCUGGCACCAAGGAAGACCCCCACAUCGUACCAGGCAUCAGUAACAAGCGUCUGGUCGGCUGCAUUUGUGAGGAGGAUAACACUGCUAUCGUCUGGUUUUGGCUCCAUGAGGGAAACUCUCAGCGCUGUCCUUCCUGUGGAGCACACUAUAAACUGGUCCAUCAUGAGCUUCCCCACUGAGUCUCCAGCCAAGACAUGAACUUUACCUCACAGGCCCGAAAUGUACUUUAAUAAACCUUUCCAAACACUCA